Messenger RNA from Harpegnathos saltator (Jerdon's jumping ant), 899 nucleotides. Its product is annotated as inositol monophosphatase 1. Gene Ontology annotation, molecular function: inositol monophosphate 1-phosphatase activity. Lineage: Eukaryota; Metazoa; Arthropoda; Insecta; Hymenoptera; Formicidae. The transcript has 6 exons. The record is from RefSeq and is a predicted model, not a curated record. Gene Ontology annotation, biological process: inositol metabolic process; phosphatidylinositol phosphate biosynthetic process; signal transduction. Bases 1 to 819 code for a protein of 272 amino acids.
AUGUUGAACGUCGACGAGUGUUACGUCGAAAUUCUGCGGCUCGUAAAACAGGCUGGCUCGAUUGUCAGGGAAAAGAUCAAUCAACGCAAGGAUGUGCUCAUCAAAUCGUGUGACAUUGACUUAGUUACAAAAUGGGAUCAAGAGGUAGAAAGACUUUUGAUCGAUGGAAUAACGGUAAAAUAUCCUGAGCAUAAAUUUAUCGGUGAAGAGUCCACUGCUUCAAGUCAGAAGAUUACGUUAACGAAUGCACCAACAUGGAUAAUUGAUCCAAUCGAUGGAACGAUGAAUUUCGUUCAUGGUCUUCCUCAUACAUGCAUAUCAGUCGCAUUGCUCAUCGAUAAAACAACCGAGAUAGGAAUAGUAUAUAAUCCAAUCUUGGAGCAGCUUUUUACAGCCCGUAAAGGUCAAGGUGCUUUUUUCAAUGGUGCUCCGAUUAGUGUAUCCGGCGAAAAAGAAUUGCACAAGGCACUGUUAAUGAUAGAGAUGGGAACAAGCAGAGAUCCGGAGAAGAUGAAAGUAGUCUUGGAAAAUAUAACGCUUCUUACUUCACGUAUUCACGGAAUACGAUCGCUCGGUUCGGCGGCUUUGAACAUGUGCAUGGUGGCCCUUGGCGGUGCCGACGUAUACUUUGAAUUUGGUAUACAUGCAUGGGACAUUGCAGCUGGAGACCUUAUCGUGCGUGAAGCCGGUGGUGUGUCAAUAGAUCCAGCUGGAGGUGCGUUCGAUGUGAUGAGCAGAAGAAUUCUGUGCGCAUCAUCGAUAGAAUUAGCCCAGAAACUUUCCCAAAUAUUAAUUCAAUAUUAUCCGACGCGAGACUGAGAGGCCUGAAAGUUUUGUGCAGAAGAUGAAAACUUACGUUUUGCAUGAGUGUCAAAUUAGAUAACUGAAUAUAUCGCAAG